Messenger RNA from Cooperia oncophora, 897 nucleotides. NCBI's taxonomy places the organism in Eukaryota, Metazoa, Nematoda, Chromadorea, Rhabditida, Trichostrongylidae. The record is from the annotation of a GenBank genome assembly.
UUUCCGUUCCAGUCGUCUCCUGAGGAGGUGAAAGCAGCUGUAAAGACUGCAAUCGAGUCUGGUUAUCGUUUGAUUGAUACAGCUGCGGUCUACCAAAAUGAAGAGGCCAUUGGAGAAGCAAUCAAGGAACUGAUCAGUGCAGGCAAAAUCAAGCGUGAGGAUCUGUUCAUCACCACCAAGGUAUGGAUCACACAUGAGCAUCCGGACGACACCGAAGGAGCAAUACGCGAAUCCCUUCGUAAACUCCAAAUGACAUAUGUGGACCUGUACCUGUCCCAUAUGCCGACUUGCUUCAAUAAUGACAUGACAGAACAAAGGAAGGAAGUGACAGUACAAGAUAUAUGGCGAGGGCUGGAAGGUGUCUAUAAUAAAAAACUCACUAGAGCAAUUGGUGUGUCGAACUUGGAACAGCGAACAAAUGGAACGUGUGUUGAAAACCGCAACCGUGCCGAUCCACAACAAUCAGGUAAUUUCAUCGUAGAGCUUCACCUUUACUGGCCUCAGCAUGAACUUCACGAAACCUGCAAGAAGCAUAAUAUCUCACUCACUUCGUAUGCCACUCUGGGAUCACCUGGUCGAGCACAAUUUAUGCCAGACAAAUUCGGUUGGAAGGAAUCUCCGAAGGAUCUGGACGAUGCGCAUGUGAAGGAGUUGGCUAAGAAAUACUCGAAAACUCCGGCUCAGAUUUUGCUGCGAUACGCGAUGGAUCGUGGAAUCGCCAUUAUACCGAAAUCAGUGAAACCUGCACGUGUAGUCGAGAACUUCCAGUUGUUUGACUUUUCGUUGAGUAAAGACGAUAUCAAGCUGUUGGAAUCGACAAAGCAUCGCCAGAGGCUCUUCUCAGACGAUUUCAUGAUUGGCCAUCCGGAAGAUCCUUUCAAGAGUGAAAGGAAGUAA